Messenger RNA from Actinia tenebrosa (Australian red waratah sea anemone), 1321 nucleotides. Its product is annotated as actin maturation protease. NCBI's taxonomy places the organism in Eukaryota, Metazoa, Cnidaria, Anthozoa, Actiniaria, Actiniidae. The record is from RefSeq and is a predicted model, not a curated record.
UUUCAAUUGAUUUUUAACUCUUUUAAUAGUAUACUGAGUCAGUUAUGGCAAUGUCAUUUGAGAAGUGUGAACACAACUUGGAUCUAGUCAGGCCACUGAUCUUGGUUAAAUUACACCGUUUAGAAAACAAAAUUCUUUAGAUUUAUCUGGGAUUAGCCAUGACCUGAUUUGAAUUAGACGGUCCAUAGACUUAACUUCCCUACCCUACCCUUCCACAAAUUAGCAAACUGGCUCCUUGAGUGUUGGGAUUGCUGUGUCAUUGUCAAUUUUCAAUAUGGCCGACCACGAUGGACUGAUGUGUGAAUGAAUGAAUAAAAAUGUCAGCAAUUCCCGAACCUGCAGUGCCUCCACCUCCAACAAAACAAGACAUUAAAACAAAAAGAGAAUUGAUGAUUGCAGAAAACGAAGAAAGCUCGCGGAUUAAAGGAAUCGAAGAACAAUGUAAAAAAAUUGUAGUCCAGUCUCUCGAGUCUACAAAACAUGAAGGCAUCGCCCACGAUCACUGGGUCUUGUUCAACGUUGAUGUUAGACCAAAACUACAAGGAAGCGCUCCUAGAUGUGGACUUGUAGCACUAAGUAUGGCUGCAGAAAUGGCCAGAAUUUCAAGGGAAGGUGACAAAAGGAGUCAUCUUGAUUACUCAAAAAACACACUCCGUUAUGAUGAUGAUGAUAAUGAUGAAUCUGAACUAACAGCAAUUGUCAACCUUGCUAAAAGUCUUUCCUUUACGAGUGAAGGAGAGAUGUUUUCAGCAAGAAAUUUAGCUACACUGGCACACAAGUUUUAUGAUCUCAAAACUUUAGUGACAGAGAAUAGUUUUGAUGAUAUUCAAAGAAUAAUAGACCAUUUGCUUCGUGGUAAUCCUCUGUUGGUUCCUUAUGAUGCUGCUCCCAAUCAUGAACCUUGCUUAUUGAAAGGACGCAAAUCUCAUUGGGCAUUACUGACAGGAUUUCUAUGUGCAGUUGAUGGAAGCGCUGUUAACUGCUUGGAGCUUAAGGGAUCAAACAUCAAUGUUGAUUUUGAUCAAAAUGUAUCAACAAUACAUGUUAUUGAGAAACCAGGAGCUGAGAUACAAAGAUUUUUGUUAAACAAUAUGAUACAUUCUACUAUAUAUUUACUAGCGAGGCAACCCAAAUCUCGACAUGUUGCAAUCUGGUCUUUAAAUUCACUUCAAGAAAGUAAUUCUAAUUUAUUUGAAUUGAACGAUAAUAAAGAAAAUGCACAAAGCUUUGUUAUUCCAGAUGGAGGAGUGUAUGAAGGCCUUUGUAAAAAGCUCAUAUAUUUGAAUUAUUAAGGCAAUAAAGUUCUAAACAUUCUUUAAAA